This is a messenger RNA of Setaria italica (foxtail millet), 1167 nucleotides long. RefSeq names its product translation initiation factor IF-2-like. The record is from RefSeq and is a predicted model, not a curated record. The transcript is spliced from 7 exons. Lineage: Eukaryota; Viridiplantae; Streptophyta; Magnoliopsida; Poales; Poaceae. The annotation marks the transcript as partial.
AUGACCCCCCCCGACACGCCGCCCGAUGGCACCUUCCUGGUGAUAGGCGCGCUCGCCGACUCCGAGAUCCAGCAACGGCUCCGGGAGGCGCUGGAGGAUAAGGACGUCGGGUAUCCGGUCCCUGGGCACCCGCCGAUGCGCCCGGAGCCGGGCUUCGUGGACCUGGGCUCGCUGACCCGGGUUAAGGACUCUCUCCCGCCGGUGCCGGAGGAUGCCGCACGGAGGGCCCUCAACCGCGUUCAGGCGGAGAAGGACAACGCUUCUCCCCGUGGUGUCAGCCUGCGGCUGGCGCCCAAGAAGAUGCUGCGGUCGUCGUCCUCCUCUGGGGGACGGGACGCCGCCCCGCCAGCGGCGACUGGCGGGGUUCCUGGCGUGGCCGCGGGUCUCCCAGCGGAGGUGGCCGCUGAGGGGCCGGUCGUCGGGACGGCGGCGGGGUCAGCCGCCAGAGGGGGAGCGGACCCCACUCCGCCCGCGGCCCCACCGGAUGCGGAGACGGCGGUGGGCGGGGCGGAUGCCCCUGCUGACGUGGCGAGGUCGGAGGCGGAGGGGGCGCUGGUCCCCGAGGGCGCGGCAGUGGUGGAGGUACCGGUGCCGGAGGGUGAGGUCCCCGCCCCGGCUGCUCCCACGGGGGUGCUUCCGGCGGCCGAGGGGGACGUGCCCACAGAGGUGCCGUCGGCGGCCGCGGUGGCGACGGGCGUGCAGGCGCCGGAGUCGUCGGUGGUGCACGGCGGUGUCGCCCGGGCUCAAGCGGCGCUGACCUCGGCGUUGGGAGCCUUGGCCGACACCGUAGUCCCUGGCAACCAGGCUCUCCAGGAGGCCAGCCUGGAGAAAUCCAACUUCCUCCGGCGACAGCGGAAACUCUGGGAGCACUACAUCGCCAAGAGGGAGCGUUCCAGGGGUCUGGCCCUGCAGCUCGGUGCUGCCCAGGGGGCCGCCGCCAUGGAGAAGGCGCGCCAUGACGCCGAGGGGCUAAGAGCAGCUGCUACCGAGCAGGCCCGCCGGGACGCUGAGGAACUGGCGCGGCUGAGGGGGGAGAACGCAGCCUUUCGAGCGGAACGCGACCAAUUCCGUUUGCAGGUGGACGGGCUCCAGACCGCCGUGUCCCUCAGUGUCGCCCGGGAACACGAGCUGAAGGCCAAGGCCGACGGUGAGGCUCUUUCUGCUUCC